Messenger RNA from Lutzomyia longipalpis, 2820 nucleotides. Its product is annotated as TOM1-like protein 2. Gene Ontology annotation, biological process: signal transduction. Bases 121 to 1644 code for a protein of 507 amino acids. Gene Ontology annotation, molecular function: clathrin binding; phosphatidylinositol binding; ubiquitin binding. Gene Ontology annotation, cellular component: membrane; endosome. The transcript has 7 exons. The record is from RefSeq and is a predicted model, not a curated record. NCBI's taxonomy places the organism in Eukaryota, Metazoa, Arthropoda, Insecta, Diptera, Psychodidae.
AAGAAGAAGAAGAAGGUUCAGCAGAAGAAAAAGAAGUUUUUGUGCAGAAAAUUUUUUAAGUGAUUUCCGUGGCAUUUUUCCUGGUGAUUAAACAGAGUGUAAGGAGUGAAUCCCAGUGCAAUGGCAUUCUUCAACGUUGGUGCACUGGGUGGGAAUCCCUUUUCCACCCAAGUCGGACAGAGAAUCGAACAAGCAACAGACUCGAGUUUGGCAUCGGAAAAUUGGGCUCUGAAUAUGGAAAUUUGCGAUAUGAUUAAUGAAUCGAGUGAUGCAGCACGAGAUGCAAUGAAAGCCAUCCGGAAGCGUCUUCAGCAGAAUGCAGGAAAGAACUAUACCGUGAUUAUGUACACACUAACAGUGCUGGAAACAUGUGUAAAAAAUUGCGGGAAGGCCUUUCACGUACUUGUGGCAAAUAAGGAAUUCAUUCAGGAAUUGGUGAAGCUCAUUGGUCCGAAGAAUGAUCCACCGGCUGUUGUGCAGGAGAAAGUUCUAAAUCUCAUACAGAUUUGGGCGGAAACCUUCCGCACACAGCCGGAUCUUAAUGGGGUGGUUCAGGUGUAUCAAGAGCUGAAAAAUAAGGGAAUUGAAUUCCCAAUGACCGAUAUGGAUGCCAUGGCGCCAAUUUAUACACCACAGAGGAGUGUUCCUGAUGGAGUGUCUCAGGCUGCAACUGUGACAAAUUCCCCACAACACACAACUGUGACUGUCCCAGGACCCACAAGCAUUACGGGUCCAAUGACUCUGUCGCCGGAGCAAGUGGCAAAAUUGCAAUCAGAGCUGGAUAUUGUGACAGUAAACAUGUCGAUUCUGGGAGAGAUGCUGACAGAGUUGAAGCCCGGUCAGGAGGAUCCAUCAGAUCAUAAAUUGCUCACAGAUCUUGCGCAUACAUGCCGUGAGAUGCAGGGACGAAUUGUUGAGUUGAUUGGGAAAGUGAAUCACGAUGAGAUCACCGCUGAAUUGCUACGCAUAAAUGAUGAACUGAAUAAUUUAUUUCUGCGAUAUUCACGCUUUGAGAAGAAUCGUGACACAAAAGCUGCCGCAACACCAUCUGCUAUUCUCGGAGCAGCCAUGGGGGUACCUCCAGCAGCAACAGAGGAGGGAGCCACAGCGGCCGCGAAGGAUUCUCUGAUUGAUUUGAGUGAUGAAGCAGCUGGGGGGCUACCGCAGCAAUUUGCAGCAAUGGGCAUGGGGGAGACGACUAAAGUGUCGCAAAUAAGCAGUGUUUCGGCACAAUCAGGCUCCGUGGGGCAACACAGAGAUGUCGAUGAAUUCGAUAUGCUCGCACAGUCACGCAAUGUGAGCGAUCAGGCCAAGGGAACACCACAAAAAGAUACCACAACGACUAAAGGACCACACGACCUGAAUGUGAAAGAGAAUGCCAGAGAAUCAGAAUUUGACGAAAUGGCAGCAUGGUUAGAAAACGAUCAACCCACCUCGGACAACAAACCAAGAAUGACGAGUAAGGAAUUUGAUCGAUUCUUAGCGGAAAGGGUGGCCGCCGCUGAAAAUUUGCCCAGCAUUCCUAGCCAAACCGGGGCUGUUGGUUCAACCGCCGCGGCGACAAAUGGUGCGACAGCUUCUACAGCUCCCACCACGCGACACAAUAAAUCCCGCAAAGAUGAAGAUGGUUUAAUUGCACUUUGAGAUGAAGCUGAAUGAAGGUUUUGAAUGAAAUGGGUAAAAGAAAAUUAACUAAAAAAUAAUGAAAAGUGAGAAUGAGAGACAAAGUGCUUGUACAGAGCAGAAGACAGAGAGAGAAAAACUAAUAAAAAAAACUUUUUCCAAAUACAUUUCACUGAUAUUUUAGAAGAAAAAAAGAACGAAAAAUGCAUCAACAUCACCGAUUUCAAUUUAAGAUUAAAAACAAGAUAAAUCUUAAUAUUUUUUUGUGCAUAAAAAUUCUCGUUUAAUCACGCUGAUUAAAAAAAAAAGAAAGUAAAAAAAAAACAAAACAAAUAAACAAUAAGCAGACACAUUUUUUAAAAAUAAUAACAUAAGAAAAUGUUGGAAAAAUCAUAUAAAAAAUAACCAAAGAUUUACAAAAUAGAAAAUAACAUGAUUGUGGAAAAAAGUAAAAAAAAAACCUUAAAAAGUUUUGUUAUUUCUUUAAUUGGCUGGGAUGGAUGAGAUAAAAUAAUUUAUAAUCACAGAAUUUAAGUAAAUAAGAAAAAAAUGAAGGGUUUUAAAAUAUUUUAUGCAUCUGUUCUAGUCAGACAGUCUUAGCAUUUCUUUCUCGCAGUUAAAAAUUGUUUUUUUUUUCUAUAAAGGCUCAUUAUAGGCUUUUAAAGAAUGUUUUUAUUUUUUACGAAAAAAUAAAGUUAUUUUAAAAUGGGAAAAAUAUCUUAAUCAAGACCAUCGCGAUUAUUCCAAAACUUUAAAAAGAUAAAAGUAAAUGUGAAAUAUAAUUAAUUUUUUGAAGAUAUUAAAUUUUAGAUUUUUGUACUAAUUAUAACUGGAAAAAGACUUUCAGAAUAAUUGUGCUGUAUUAUUUUAUAUUGAGAGAAAAUGAGAAAGUUAAGUAAGAAAAUAAAUAGUUGUAAAAUAAACAUUGUUAAACAUGGAAUGGAAUAAAAAAUAGACAAGAAUAGUAAAAAAAAAACAAACCAACAGAAAACUUGAAGAAAAAAAUUCAAGGGAAAAACUAUAACGUACGAAAAAAAGAGAGUAUUUAUUAAAAAAAAAUUAUAUUAAUGAAAAAUCAUAAACUUAUGAAUGUUUAAUCCAGAGAUAAAAAAAGCUAAAAAAAAAUGUAUUAUAUCUGUAUGAUUUUAUUUAUAUUGUGCACGAAAAUAUAAUAAAAAAACAAAUGAAAAAUCUUUA